Messenger RNA from Durusdinium trenchii, 2104 nucleotides. NCBI's taxonomy places the organism in Eukaryota, Dinophyceae, Suessiales, Symbiodiniaceae. The record is from the annotation of a GenBank genome assembly.
CAACAACAACAACAACAACAACAACAACAACAACAACAACAACAACAACAACAACAACAAGUACUUGCAGAAAAAAAACAUGUUUUCAACAAUAGAUGGUUCCCACAGUUGGUUUGCACAAGUGCAAUUGCCCUCGACGAUCGAAGGCACCGGAAAGAACUGGGUCAUUGGCUUUUCGUUUGUGUAAAUCAUGUAAAGAAUGUGAUAUGUUCAUCUGGCCAAUGCGACACCAUCACCAUCAUCACCAUCAACUAUGGCCCAUCAACUGGUGCAACCAGCUUUUUCAGGGCGUUCUGAACCUGCGCGACGAAUUACACAAACAAGCCGAGGCCAUGGCAGAAGGUGAUUUGCCUCAAAGAGUUCAGCCUUCGUGAGCGAAGCUUGGCGCUGGCCCUGUGUUGCACAGGGCGAAGCUUGGCGGUGUUUUCUUUUCGGCGACUUUUGGAUGCUGCUUUUCUUUGCUGUGCAAAAAGAGAUGGGCUCGUUUAAUACCUCGGACACCUUGUUCACAGGGGCUCUUGCACCAGGAUGGUUCUACAUCUACUAAUCCACAGUCAACAUGAAUUACUGUGAGCUUUGGAAGCGCCAGGGCCGGAGCUGAGUUGUUUUGUUAUUUACCGGGAUGCCCGGUCCAGUCGGGUGCAUACUGCUUGUCCGAUCCGUGUAUCCCCAACGACUGUCCGAAACCCAGUCAGGCACAGCAAAAGCAUUCAAUCUUUGUGGACCUGAAAACAGGGAGGCUUAGGUCCCAGGAGCACCGCAUGGUGGGGGAACAAACUGGAGGAGGCCACUGGAGGCCACGGACCCGGCUGCUGCUGCUGCUUUGGUGUGACUGGAUUCGUAUCGAGCUUCGCAUCUUUCCUCUUUUUUUGACUGCUCUCCAGGAGCUCUUGCAGCAAAAGUUCCAGACGCCACUCAAUGAGCUGCUGAAGUACAGAGCCUGCCUGGAAAAUGGGGGUUGGAUCGCCCAGGUCACCGUCUCAGCUGAGAAGGACUUCACUCAAACGAGCCACCCCUGUCGGACGAAGAGGGAGGCUGAACAAGAGGACUCGGGCGGGCCGGACGGGAGACCAUGCCUGCUCCGAAAACAGGCGGGCUGAAUAGAUUGAACACACACACACACAUGUUGUAUCUGACCCACACACGCAGCCAAACAAUGCGAUACAAUGCCCGACGAAAUCACAAGCUGAACCUGUCAAUGGGUGGUGUUCACAAUCAGUCAACUGUCCAUGUUACUGUAUCUUAAAGAAACCAGGGGCUGGACCAACUCUGCCAAUCUUCGCAGCUUCAUAAACCCAACCAGCCAGCUGUUAAUUCACACCAGGCACCUUUUGUUCGCAGCACGAGGCAGCCAAGUUGGCCUAUGGGCAUAUGCGGCAAUAUCUUGAAUGAAAGGCCCCGUGGAGAAGGCGAUCGGAGAGUUCUAUCCAAUGGGUAGUCGGCUAUCUGAGGGUUUUUGAGGUUGGAAUUUGUUCCAUGCUAAGAGAAGCACAUGAUGUAAUAUAUAAUAUAUAUAUAUAUAAGAAACGGUUCAGAGGUUGGAAUAGAACGGAAGUGCCAUUUUCAGAGGAGUCCGGUGCUGCCCUUCCCAUGUUUAAAGCAGCUCCAGCUCACCGGGGGCAUCACAUCCGUGACUGGACUGAAUACUUAAGAGACUAGAAAUGACUAUUUAAUGUAGACUCUUGAUUAACAAACCACCCCUUUGAAGAGGAUGUUCAAUUCAAACGGGGGGGUGUAUUCAUCAAGAGUCUACAUGGAACUGUCGAGAAUUCUCUUCACAGCUUGGAAACGGCUGGUGAUUGAGCCAAACGAUAACUGGGGCAAUUACGGCACAUGAAGCGAGAAGAGUGCAAGUAUAUUGCAAGUAUAUAUCCCAGACACUCCAUGGGACUGCCAUAUAUGCCGAUCAGUUGGGGUGGUUUGGGGGGUCAAUGUAGGCAUAUAUGGCAUACAUGGAGUGUUUGGGUAUUCUUUGUGCUUUCAGGCUGCAACUUCAGAUGAUUGUGAUUGAUCCGGCAGAACCAGGAUCGUCAUGGUUGAGUCACCAACCAUGACUCGUGUUGCCAAAAAACGAGUGAAAAUAGCUUUAUGUAUUUUAUAUUCC